AUGAAAUUACCAUCAUUAUCAAUCAUUGCCCCAAUAAUAACUCUAGGGUUUUCUCCACUAGCCUUAUGUCUACAAUCAUCAUCAGAAACGAUCACUUCAACAAUACAUUCAUUUGAUGAUCAAGAUCCUGAUUAUUCUAAAUAUAAUUAUUUAUUAGACCAAUUUACAUCAUUAUUCACCACUGAAGAACAAAAGGAAAAUACAGAUGGAGUGAAUCAAUAUAUAAAAAUUAAACGUGAUGAAAAUACUGUGAAUUCAAUUUCUUCUUUAUUACAAUCAGUUGAACAAUCAGGUAUAAUUCCUGAUAUUGUAUCAGAUAUUACAUCAUCACAAACAAAAAUGGAUAAUUUAGCAAAUUAUACUGUGAGUUUACUUUCCACCAUUAUGAGUGGUAAUCAAUCUUCUUCUUCAUCAUCAUCAUCAUUAUUAUUAUCUGGAAUAAAUAUUGAUUUAAAUACAACUGAAAUUUUAAAUGCAGUUUUAAGUUCUGGUUUAAUUCAAUCAGUAGCUAGUGGAUUAUUAUUAGAUAAUGCCAAUAAUGCUAAAUUGGCUGAUUUAGUUGGAGGAAUUUUAGGUUCUCCUGAUAAUGUAUGGAUUGGUUGGUUAUUAGCUGGAUUAGGAAAUGGUGAAGAUUUGACUAUUCCUUAUAUUGCUAAUUUAGUAGUUAAUACAACUAGUAAAGCCAAUACUAAUUCAACUAAUCAAUCAAAAAUUGGUAACAAUAAAAAUCAAGUGGAAGAUGUGAUAAUUAAUAAAGAUUCUACAAAUCAAGAAGAUGAUGAAUAUUCUGGUUCUUUAAAUGAAUUUCUUAAUAAUAUUGCCAUUAAACGUGAUGAUAAUCAAUAUUCUGGUUCAUUGAAUCAAUUUAUUAGUAAUGUUGGUAAUAGUGUUGCUCAAUCAUCAUUAAUUCAAGCUUCAGCUAAUGAUAUUUUAAAAGCUUUAAAUCAAUCAAAUAUAAUUGUCCCUACAAUUAUGCAAAUUACUGAAAAUCAAAAUCUAGGUACUUUGGUGAAAACUUUAACUAAAAGAGUUUAUGAAAGUGGGAUUAUUAAUGAUUUACCUUUGGAUACUUAUUAUGAAUAUGCUAAAAAAGAAAAUAUUUUAAGUGAUUCAUUACAAUAUAUUUUAACUGAUCCAACUUAUUCUCCAGGAUUAGCUACUUUAUUUAAAAGAAUGGAUGAUGCUGGUGCUUAUCAAAGAUUACAAGAUAAUAUGUAUGGAAUCAAAAAAUAA
Messenger RNA from Candida dubliniensis CD36, 1233 nucleotides. RefSeq lists its product as uncharacterized. Bases 1 to 1233 code for a protein of 410 amino acids. The record is from RefSeq and is a predicted model, not a curated record. NCBI's taxonomy places the organism in Eukaryota, Fungi, Ascomycota, Pichiomycetes, Serinales, Debaryomycetaceae. The transcript has a single exon.